AUGGCAUGUUCAAAGAUAUUUUCGGGAGAUUUGCCCGAAUUAUUAAAUAAAAUUUUACAAUAUCUUCAUCAUGAUUAUAAAACACUAUAUUCGUGUAUAUUGGUAAAUAGAUUAUGGUGUCGUUUAGCAAUUUCAUUAUUAUGGGAAGAUCCAUUUUCAAUUAACUUUUCUAAACUUCCUAAAAAUUAUAAUUUUAUGGAUAUUUAUUUACAUAAUUUUCCUUCACAUACAUUAUUUGAUUAUCCUAGUUUUAUUAAACGUUUAAAUCUAAAAGAAAUUGGUUUUUCUAUUAGAAGUUGGGUUCAUAAUAAAGAAGGUUCUAUUAGAAGUUGGGUUCAAAAUAAAGAAAGUAUUAAAGGUACUUGGCAGGCACUAUUUUCAUUAUUUAUUGAAAAUGAAGUAAAUUUGCAUAGUUUGGAAAUUUUAGAUUAUCCGGAAUAUGAAUAUUGUGAUGUUUUCGAAUUAAUUUUACAAAAUUCAAAUUUCAUUCGUAAUGUCAAAAAUUUCACACUUGAUUUUGAUUCUUGUAAAAUAGAUGAUAAUAUUACAAAAUUUUUAACAUUUCUUUGUUCUAGUUGUAAUUUAAUUUCAUCAUUUUAUUAUAUAUUUCCAUUUCCACCUUAUGAUAAUCAUCCAACAAUAGAAAAAAGUUUAUCAAAAUUCAUUAAUUCUCAAAAAAAUCUUAAUAAGAUUUUAAUUGGUUAUAAUAAUUUCCCCUUAUACCAUUUUUUAUUAUCUUUAAAAAAUUCUAAUUGUUCAAAUACAUUGAAUACAAUUAUAUUUUAUUAUAUUGAUUUUAAAAAUAUAAUUGUUUUAAAUGAAGUAUUCAAUCAAUUGAAUUGCUUAGAAUCAAUUCAUUUUAUAUAUUGUGAAUCUCUAGAUUCUAAAUUUGUUCAACAAAUUAUUAAUAUAACUAAACCAUUUAAAUUGAAAUCUUUAUUGUUGGAUGAUGAUGAUUUUCAAAUUGAUUCAUUAGAAUUAUUAUUAAAAAAAUCUGGUAAUUAUUUGGAAGAUUUUGGAAUUGAAGUAAAUAUUCAAUCAAAACAAUUGCUGCAGCAAUUAUUUGAAUUAAUUAUAAAAUAUUGUAGUAAAAUUAAAUUUUUACAAUUACCUGAUAAAUUACCUGAUCAGAAUAUAAAUUUAGUAUUCAAUUUAAUUGAAAAUAUUAAAAACAAUCUUAAUUAUCUUUUAAUUACUACCUAUCAUGAUGUUGAUAAUUUUAGUUCAAUUAUAUUACAAAAUUUAGGACAAAUUCUUCCUUUUAAAUUAGAAUAUUUGAAUUUGAAUCUUGCAAUCAAUGGAAAUGAUUUAGAAGUAUUCUUGAUAAAUUCUCAAAAUACUUUUAUUAAAAAAUUAUUAAUUAGAAAUAUAAAAAAAGAUGAUAGUGAAGAUAUUUUCCCUUAUAUAUAUAUAGAAGAAUAUAUUAUGAAAAAGAAAAGAGUUAAGUAUUUAGCAAUUUCAGAUAUGUUUCGUGGAGAGAGUGAAGAUUUGUUUUCUCUGAAGGAUAAAGUAAAGGAAUUUGAAUUAUAUGGAAUUCAAGUUUUAGAAUAUCUUGAGUUAUAUAUUGAUAUUGAUCAUCUUAUAAAAGAGAUUUAUUUAUAA
Molecule: messenger RNA, 1602 nt
Organism: Rhizophagus irregularis DAOM 181602=DAOM 197198
Lineage: Eukaryota; Fungi; Glomeromycota; Glomeromycetes; Glomerales; Glomeraceae
Molecular function (GO): protein binding
Source: RefSeq, a predicted model, not a curated record